AUGCUGAAAUACGCGAGUUCGAAAUGUGUUUAUAUUACAAUCUUCGAAAAACAAAUUUUAAAAGCUCAUAGAAAUUAUUCAGGUGAUAUAACCUACAAAAAUGGAGUGUUUAAAUCUAAACAAAUUAACAAGAGUAAAAACUGCAGAAAAUUUUAUCAUGACUCUCCAUUCCACACAACAAUGUUACCCUCCCAAUCGCAAAUUGUUAUUGCGGGUGCAGGAACAGUUGCGAAUUCGGUUGCUUAUCAUCUUAUUGUUAAGGGCUGGAACGAUGUACUCGUUUUGGAACAAAAUAGAAUUGGAAGUGGCACCUCUCAUUUUGGCUCUGGCACACUUGGCCUCUUCAAACCAAUAUCACAUAGGAACUUAAUCUCUUAUAGCAUUAAGUUAUACCAGCAACUGCAAGAAAUGGGAUAUGACAUAGGUCUAAAGCAAUGUGGUAGCAUAUACUUAGCUCAAACCAAAGAUAGAAUGAUAGCUUUAAAAAGAAGAAUGGCUUAUAAUGUACCAACAGGUUUACACUGUGAAGUUUUAGGAAGGGAACAAUUAAAAAGACUAUAUCCAUAUCUGCAUAUUGAAGAUAUUGAAGGUGCAGUUUGGGUUCCUGAAGAUGCAGUAGCCAAUUCCAGUGCAAUUUGUGAUGCCUUAGCUAAAUUAGCAAAAAUAGGAGGAGCAAAGUACAUUGAAAAUUGCUGUAUAGAAGAAGUACACACUGAAAAUGGAGCCGUGAAGAGUGUAAAAACUGAUCAUGGAGUAGUUUCCUGUGAAUACUUUGUAAAUUGUGCAGGAAUGUGGGCAAGGGAAUUAGGAUUACGAUGCAGUCCACCAGUUAGAAUCCCAGCAUAUCCUGCAGAACAUUAUUAUGCAAUUGCUUUUCCUUUUCCACAUAAUACAAAUACAGCAUUACCAUGUAUACGAGAUUAUGAUUCAUACUCAUACAUAAGGGAAUGGCAAGGAGGUUUAUUAAUUGGCUGGUUUGAACCAGAAUCAAAGCCUGCAUUUGAAAAUGGCACUGUUCCUACACAAAACUGGAAAAAUCAUCUAACAGUUGAUCCUUUACAUUGGAAUCCUUUAUGGGAUAAAGUAGUACAUAGAUUACCAUUUUUAAAGAAUAUAAAACCAAAUAUUUACAAUUGUCCAGAUAAUUUCACACCAGAUGGUAGAUGGAUAUUAGGAGAAAGCCCAGAAGUAACAAAUUACUUUGUUGCUGUUGGCAUGAAUGGAAACUCAUUGCAAGGAGCAGGAGGAAUAGGCAAAGAAGUCGCUGAGUGUCUAAUAAAUGGUGAAUCCACACAGGAAUUACUUCCUUUUAGUGUACAAAGAUUUCUAGAUUUGCAUAGCAGUAAACGAUACUUACAACAAAGAACGAAGGAAAUUGUUAGUAGAAAUUAUGCAAUUUUAUACCCUCAUCAAUGCGAGUACAAAUAUGCUCGAAAACUGCGUUGUUCACCUUUAUAUUCUGUUCUUGAAGAGAGAGGUGCAAUCUUCGGUGUAAAAAUGGCUUAUGAACGCCCGCUCUAUUUUAAUUCAACUUAUACAAGAGGGCAAAAGAAACCAGUCAUGCCACCAGGAAGUUUUUAUAAACCUAAAUUUUUCGAUUUUAUGAAAGAGGAAUUUGUAGCAUGCAAAGAAGGAGUGGGAAUAAUAGAUAUGAGUUCAUUUUCAAAGAUUAAAAUUAAAUCUAGUCGUUUGGAAGUUGUAAAGUACCUUCAGCAAUUAUGUUCUAAUGACGCAAAUAUACCAGUGGGUGGUAUAGUGCAUACAGGGAUGCAAAAUGAAAAAGGAGGAUACGAAAACGAUUGUAUUUUAGUGAGACAAACUGAAAACAGUUACUUUAUGGUUUCUCCUACAUCACAACAAACACGCAUCUACCAAUGGAUGUCUAGACAUUUACCAACUGAUCACUCAGUAGGCCUUCAUGAUGUAACUUCAAAAUAUACUGUUAUUAACUUAGUAGGACCUAAAGCAACGGGACUACUUUCAGAACUCUCCAAUUCUGAUAUUAAUCUUUCUCCAUUUACAUAUAAGAAUGUGAAUGUAGCAUAUGCUUCUGAUGUGAUGGUAAUGUCAUUCACAAAUACUGGUGAAUCUGGUUAUUGCUUAUAUAUACCUUCAGAAUAUGCACUCAUGCGUAUAGAAAGAUUUAUCCCGUUUUGGGCUGAAGAAUUAACACCGUUUGUUACGCCGUAUGAAGCUGGAAGUGGAUACAGUGUAAAAUUAGAAAAAGAAUAUUUUAUUGGCAAGUUUGCUUUACAACAUCAAAAAGAACAAGGUGUGUCAAAACGAUUAGUAUUAUUUGUUGUUAAUGAAUUAGAUAUCAAUAAAGACGUGUGGCCAUGGGGUGGUGAGCCUGUUUAUCGAAAUAAUGAAUUUGUAGGAACGGUUACAUCAGCUGGAUACGGCUUUACAUCAGAGAAACAUAUUUGUCUUGGCUUCAUCAGUUCUCCUAGAUCAAGAUAUGCACAAACUAACAGAAAUAUUGUUACAACAGACUUUAUAAUGGAACCUAAAGCUCGUUACGAAAUAGAUAUCGCUGGAACUAGAUUUCCUGUUAAGCCGCAUAUUCAUCCCUUACGUAUACCGGCACUUAGUAGUAAACUGAACAAGAAAUAUACUCCGACACCUGUUGUUGCAUACGAGAGCGAUGUAUUUCGCUAA
Habropoda laboriosa is the source of this 2658-nucleotide messenger RNA. Its product is annotated as pyruvate dehydrogenase phosphatase regulatory subunit, mitochondrial-like. The coding region runs from base 1 to 2658 and encodes 885 amino acids. The transcript is spliced from 12 exons. The record is from RefSeq and is a predicted model, not a curated record. Gene Ontology annotation, cellular component: cytoplasm; mitochondrion; mitochondrial matrix. Gene Ontology annotation, molecular function: oxidoreductase activity; protein binding. Lineage: Eukaryota; Metazoa; Arthropoda; Insecta; Hymenoptera; Apidae.